Messenger RNA from Haliotis rubra (blacklip abalone), 971 nucleotides. RefSeq lists its product as uncharacterized. Lineage: Eukaryota; Metazoa; Mollusca; Gastropoda; Lepetellida; Haliotidae. The record is from RefSeq and is a predicted model, not a curated record. Bases 59 to 373 code for a protein of 104 amino acids. The transcript has 5 exons.
UUACCGGUCCUUUGGUUAUGAAUUAAUACCAAAACACGAACGGAAGAGAGUCGAAGUGAUGAAGAAGUUGAGCCGCCAUUCCUCCGAGCAAUACCUGACGACCCAGAUCACAGCGGACAGAGGUUCCUGGGUUGAAAGAUGGAAUGAUCGUCACACAGAAGAAAGGGAUGCAGUGAUGCAGCUUGGGCCUGAAGCUCCGGAGCCUGAGUACCGGAUAGAGACAACACUAGAGGACAACACCACCGACAUCGACGUCCCCGAAGGCCUCUACGCCAGCGUUAACAAGUCCGGGAUCGUACGGCAGUCGUCGUCAAGCGGAAAUGAAGUAGGCACCAGCACCACCACCCUGAAAGACUGCACGGCACUCCUGUGAGGGACCAGGGCCCACAAGGCUGGCUGUCAGUGUCCAAAUGUCACGUGCAUCAGUAAACAACAAACAUGGAAGAAACAACACUUAGCCACCACCGCCAACUUGGACCUGUAGCCGCUGACGUCGUCACUUUCCCUCCAGCUAUUGAGAAAAUAUCCGAUGGUCGUACAGCCGGGGACGUGCUGCAGGGUGGAGCUUAGUUUUCAGGAGAUAUUUUCAAAUUGUUAUCUUCCAUUUUAUACUCUUAUGUACAUAUGAAUGCCAUAUAAACGUGGGGUAUAUAACGUACCUGUUGAUUGUCAAUGUGGUUCCUAGAUACUUUACAUAUUCUCUGACAACACUGACUAUAGUCAUGUUCUUUUUACACUGGAAUAUUAACGCAUACAAGACGGGCGUCACAAUGUGCCAAAACGUGUACCGUUACUAUAUAGAAUAUCAACUUUCGCCCGUAGGAGAGGUGUUCAUCGAUAAUAGUAUACAUUGGAUCAGCAUUACAAGUAACUGAAAGAGCAAAUGAUAUAUGUUCUCCAUUAACACCAGACGGUGGAAACAACAAAAGUGUCCUCGUUUAAGUCGUGGGAGACCCAAUGACGCAUAGUUU